Messenger RNA from Notolabrus celidotus (New Zealand spotty), 5469 nucleotides. RefSeq names its product genetic suppressor element 1-like. NCBI's taxonomy places the organism in Eukaryota, Metazoa, Chordata, Actinopteri, Labriformes, Labridae. The record is from RefSeq and is a predicted model, not a curated record. The transcript has 16 exons. The coding region runs from base 356 to 3868 and encodes 1170 amino acids.
AAAAGGAGGAAGGAUGAAGAGCAAAGAGAGAAAAGAAAAAAACAGAACGAGACAGAGAGAGAGGGAGAUAAAGAAAGCUAAGUAGAGAAAAUGGAAAGAUACAAAGAGUGUCAGACAAGAGAGCGGAAAAGAUGAGAGGGUGAUAGCUAGAGAGGGAGGGCAAGAAGGAGGAGAGGAGGAGGGGGUGGGUGGAUGUAGAGGGGAAGGAGGAGGAGGAGGAGGAGGGGGGGGGAGUGGAUAGAAAAAAAGGUCACGUGACCACGUAGCAGCUGCAAGGCUGAGAGGGAGAGAGAGAAAGAGUCUCAGAGAGGAGCAGAAAGACGACGAGCAGGAGGAGAAGAGUGAGCGGGAGGGUAUGAACCAUGAGUCCAAUAAAUCGCCAUCAUUAGGAAUGAUCUCCGCGGCAACUCGCACCACGGCUACUGUUAGUCCCCUCAGCCCUCUAACCAAUGGGAACACGGUUGCGCAGUCUGCAAACUCCGGAUUCGCUGCUGCCCUGCGUAAACUGGCCAAACAGGCAGAGGAUCCCAGAGGUGCUGCCCUCAGCGGUGAGUCGUCUCCUGUCUCUUCUCCAGCCACCAGCCACACCUCACCAGUCACCACCCCCAAGCGGGGCUCUUUAGGGCCCCUUCUUGGUCAGACCAGGGGCCACGGUGUCCCCGGCACCCCUCCUGUAGUCACCAUUGCCCCCACAAAGACCAGCAACGGCCUGUGGCGAGCCGACGGAAGACAGGUGGAGCCAAGUGUUCAGGGUCUCAGUCGGGAGCGAGUUGGUGCUGAGAACACCCAGCCUCGGCAGGACAACAGAACUCCACCCACCCCUUCUCACCACCCUCUGGCUCACACCUUUGGCCUCACCCCUAGCUCCAUCAUGCAAGACCCCAGAUUACAGAGCCUCAGUUUACCCGGGCAGAUGCACCCUGUGGUUCCCUCCGGUGCAGUCCCAGAGGAGUAUCUGAGAGCACUCAGGCCCUUCACCACCUCAGAUGACCUUCGGCUUACCUCCUUACCCAUGAGUUUAGACCCUGCUGCUGCUGCCCAUGCUGCUGCUGCUGCGUACUACCACCCAGCCUACCUGCACCACCCACUGUCCUUACCAAGGAUGGAGGAGUCUCUGUGUCUUUCUGCGCUGCGGUCACAGUUCUACUCUGUGCCUGCAGGGGGCACCUUUCCUCCUCUCCACCACUCUGCCCUCCACCUGCACCUGCCUGGAGGCCGCUACCCUGGAGAACUGAACCACGCAGCGCUUGCCGAGAGGCUGCAGAUGGAGAAUGAGCUCCGCCAGCGAGAGAGACAGCAAGAGCGUGAACGAGAGAAAGAAAGGGAGCGUGAGGCAGGGCUGGAGCGAGAGCGGGAGAGAGAGAGGGAGGAGGAGAGGGGGAGAGAGCGGGAGAGGGAGCUGGACAGACAGAAGGUGAGACAGAGGGAGAGACAGCAGCAGAUGGUCAGAGCGGCAGAGAGCCACUACCUGGCUGAGCUGCAGGCUCGGAGGGCACCACCGGAGGACAGGGCCCGGCCCGGGGAGAGGCUGACCCCGAACAGACUGGACAAAACUAAGGACUCGGAGCAUCUGGGUUUCACCACGCCCAAGCCUCUGUCUGUGCAACCCAACCUUCACUCCUCCAGAGGCUCUAUCCCUCACCCAGUGCCCAGCUUGGUGCCCUCUCACCUGGGGAAGCAUCAUACUGCAGCUGCCGGGGGGAUCCAUGGGGCUCUGGCAGCCGCCAUGAUGACUCAGAGGGCCAGUGAGUCAGUGUGGUUGGCACGGCAACGAGGGCAGGAUAGGGAGGGUCCGAUGGAGAUGGGCCUCAGGUCACCUGGGAAAGGAGUGGAGCAAAGGAGAGACACCCACAGAACCAGCUCAGUCCAUCACAACCCAAGCAGCAAAGAUGUACCUCCCCUCCUUGGUGCUCCCCCUCCCCUCAUCUCCCCUAAAGGUCCCCAUCAUCCCCCUGCACCUCCGACUACACUGUGGAACCCUGCCGCCCUGGUUGACACUUCCACAGAUUCAAGCAGAAAACGUAAUCCUCCUACCCCGCCAAGUCGGCCUCCUCCAGGACUUACCAGAGCUGAGAGACCCCCCCUGAGCUGGGGGGAGAAGCUGGAGGAAGGAGGCAAGAGGGGUCCAGAAAGCACAGACAUGUUCACCUCACUGAGGGGAGCAAGUUUAAAAGAAACUGGUUCCUGGAGCAGGGCAGAGCAGGAAAGGGCCAUCCAGAGCCUGUAUCAGAGACAUCACAUCAAUAACCUCCACCAGAGACCCUGUGCACCACCCUCUGUUCACAGCUCUUGCACUGACCAGGCAGCCUCUCCGUCUCCAGCGAGGGAGCGGCAGAGUCAGCCGUCCAAAAGCAUGCUGGUAUACGAUGAAGUUCUUCAGCAGCACCGCCUGCUGCUCAGUAAACUGGACCUAGAGGAGAAGAGGAGGAAGGAGGCCAGAGAAGGAGGUUAUUACUACGACCUGGACGAGUCGUAUGAUGAUAGUGAUGAAGAGGAGGUGAAAGCUCAUUUAAGGAGAGUGACUGAACAGCCUCCUCUCAAACUGGACACAAGCUCACAGAAAGUGGAGUUCCUGGGUCUGUGUGGUCUGACCACACUCGCUCAUCGGGAUGAGCUCCUGGCUCGUAAGAAGAGAAAGAGGAGGAGGAUGAUGAGGGAGCGCAGUGUCUCUCCACCAGCUGUGCAGGGCAAGAGAAAGUCUUCUUCACCAGUGAUACCUUCAGUUUCCUUAACUACCCCCUACUCUGCUGAGCAGAUGGACAGCGCCCCUGAACUGGAGGAUAAGAAGGACUUCCUCCUCACGCUCAACCUCUCCCAUGUUAACCCGCAGAAGAGGAGAGAUAAGGAGAGGACAGAGGAGCUGCUGAAGGCCAUUCAGAGGAAAACUGUGACGUUAGACACACUCAGAUAUAAUCCUCUACCUCUCAGUAGCAGUCCUUCUGCUCCCUCAUCUGGUGACUUCUCCUCAGCCACACCGUCCUGUCAAUCAAAUGGUCAUCUAUAUCCAGACUCUCCUAGCCCCUCUCCUCCCCACCUAUACAAACCUCGACAUCUCCACCAUAAUGACACAUUCAAAUCCUCCGUGGACUCCCAUGUUACCCGCAUCCCUCCACCACCGACCCUCCAUCAGGAAAAGGCUGAAUUAACUGACAAGAAGCUCCAGGGCAUCCAGAACGAGGUUGCUGCUUCUCCUCAGAAAAAGGAGCUCAAUCCUGUGCAGAACGGACGGAGUCGGCCCUCUGAGAGGUUCACACCUGAGACCUUCGCUCAGCACUUCCAUCAGGCCGUGCUGCAGUCCACACACAGUACACAGCACAACAAAGAAUUUUCAAACAUCAUCUCUGAGGCUGGCAUAAAGUCCGGCCGCUCACUGCCUCUUAACAUCGCUCAACUAAAAAACUCAAACCAUAACCACGUCCCUCAGCAGGCACAAAUAAACGGCCAUCACUUCCACUACCCUGCAGCCAGCAGAAACUCUCCCGGUGCACUGGAAAACCAGUUUGAUGAUGAUGAAGAGGAGGAGUCUGACCAAGAGGGGGAGGAAGAGGAGGAAGAGAUAGAAGAAGCUCCAAGGAAGUGGCAGGGUAUUGAAUCUAUAUUUGAGGCCUUCCAGGAAUAUGCUGAUGAUUGGAGUAUAGAGAGGCAGGUUCUUCACAGUCAGUGUAAAAGACUUGAAUCACAGAAUUACAAUCUGACCAGAGCUGCAGAGCAGCUCUCUCUCACUAUGGGGGAUCUGGUGAGUCAGAGGCAGAGAGUGAGGGAGGAGAGGGAGAGACUGCAGGCCCAGCUCGAGCACUUCAGGAGGUGUCUGACACUACCCAACAUCCACUGGGGCAGAGGGCAAGUCAACGGCCACACUCCAAGGUGACCUCUGAAUCUGACUUUUGGAAAGAUAUGCCUCUGACAGCAAAGGAACAAUAACAAGAACAAGACAGACUUACCCCUGUCUGCACCUGAAUCACUUGAAGGAGCCGUUCCUUGUCAUGUCAUGCCUCUAAGACUAACUGGUUAUGUUACCUGACUGGUUCCAGAUUCAACUGGUUAGCUGCCAUGUUAGCAGUGGUGACAGUUGAGUCUUAGCGUUCUCUCUUUUUCUGCUCGGGAUGGUAACAACACUGUGUAGGUGAAACAGCAUCUGUACCAGAGUAACGUUAACCUGAGCGGAGCUCUUUAUCAACUUUAACAUAAACUCUAUUGAUCCAAAAUAACAAGAUGUGUCACUUGGCACAAGCCUGUAGCCUCUCUGGACAGAGGUGAGGACAAACAAAGCGUGCUGUGGUCACUUUUUAACUCUCAAAAGUUGAGUCGAGGAAUCAAAGCACACCUCAGGCCUUAAACUUGAUAGGAUGCACUUGAAAUAAUUGGAGGAAAUACUUGACCUUCCUCUGUGUUGUGGUAUGAUGUUUUAGUGUUUUUAAGCACUGUAUCACAGGUGAAGCAGUUUAUGGGCAGGAAAAGGGUACAAAAACUAAAAGAUAUUAUCUAUUUAAUGCAAAAUGGUAUCACUGGCGGUUUUAAGGUUUAGUAAAGACAUUGUGACGUCUGGGGAUAGAAGAAGAGUUUUGUAUGUUUUGUUUUCAUCAUUUUUUGUGGGAAGCCAUAUGCUCUGUUUGAAUUGAAACACUGCUGGUCAGGACAUGUUUAGAAAGUGGAGGAUGGUAGGACAGUUGUAUUCUAAAAAAAAUUGUAUGUGAUGUUAAAACGUUUUCGGGGUUCGACAAUAAUGCACAAUGCAUGCAAGACAAAACUGCAAAUAUCAGUCUUAUUCCUCACAACGUUCCAAAGUUGUGAGACUCCAGAGUCUCUGUUCAGAAUCCUCCACAUGCCUAUAAAUGUUGACAAAACUUGAACAAAGAAUUUUUUAUGAUAUUUUCUAACAUAACAGACAUUCUUAGAAAAUGGCAUCACUUGAGUUAAAUAACCUUAGACAUCCUGUCCAACCUUAAAAAUCUUUUCACCAAUAUGUAGAUGAUUUCUUGUGGCAUUAUUUUGAAAAAAUACAUCAACCUUAAUUUUGUAUGGAAAGAACAAAAAGGCCAAAUUAUUAUCCAGCUCCUUUGCAGCACUGUGUCAAAACCAAUAAUCUUUACUCUGAGAGUACUUGAAACUAUUCUCUGAUUGUUUAUGGGUGACAUAAACAUCCAAAUGACACCAUCCCGCUGUGGAUAACAAUAAACUGUUUCUAUUCUGGUCUUUUGAAGAGAUUUAUUUUUGUUCAAGCAAGCUAAAACAAUGUCACAGAUUCAAAAUUUCUGCCUCUUUCCCUAUAAAGAUUAAAAUCCCAGGAGCCCUUUAGUGAAGCUUCAGUAGCAGCUGACUUGUCUGCAUCACUUCCUGUGAAAUCCUGCAUAUUUGUUUCAAUCAGUUAUGUAAUGUAUUAUUUGGGCUGUAUAAUUGUGAUGAAUUAUUUAUGAACAUAUAUUGCUGUAAAUUCUGAUAAAGAUUUGCAUUAAAAUAUCAUAAAAUGUC